Messenger RNA from Chroicocephalus ridibundus (black-headed gull), 2537 nucleotides. RefSeq names its product UBAP1-MVB12-associated (UMA) domain containing 1 (gene UMAD1). Lineage: Eukaryota; Metazoa; Chordata; Aves; Charadriiformes; Laridae. Bases 204 to 629 code for a protein of 141 amino acids. The record is from RefSeq and is a predicted model, not a curated record. The transcript has 4 exons.
GUUACGCCCGCGCGCUCAAAAGGCAGCCGUAAGCGGUUACGGGUUUCAGUGCCCCAACCAGAACCGCGCAACGGGCCUUUCUCAGAGAGAACCGACCGUUAACGGCCGCCUCCCGGCCUGACUGGAGCCGCCAGCCUCCCUCAGACCAGGGGGCAACGAGCCGCGCCAGAUAACGACUUAGAAGAAAAAGAAAAAAAGAGGCUAUGUUCAGCUUCUUCCGAAAAAGUCAAGAUUCAAAGAAGGUUACAGUGCCAGAGAGAGAAGCAGAUGGAUUUGUUAUUGUGGGAGAGACAAUUGAUGAUCAAAGUAGAGAAUCAAAGGAUAAAACUUCAUUUCCAGAGACCAGACAGAUGUACAACCAACCUCCACAGGUAAAUACAGGGCACCGAUCGCAGUUGACUGUAUCAAGUGCAGAGGUGGGAAAUGAAAGGAGUCAAAAUUUGGAAAGCAGCCCUUUCAUGUCAGAUCUUCUGAGUGACGUACCCUUUGCCCUAGCACCACAUGUGUUAGCAGUACAGGGCACCCAUAAUGACGUUCCUGACCGAUUGCUCACCUACGACAUCAAUGAUAAUUUAUCAAGAUUUUGGUAUGACUUUACGCUUGAAAAUUCAGUGCUUUGUGAUCCUUAAUGUUUUGGGGUUUUUUAUUUCUUCUGUUUAUGUCAAGGAAGAAGUCAUAAGAUGAAGAUAAAGACUUAUUUUAAUUGACUUGAUAUUUUGGGGGCCUGCCACUGGUACAUCAGAUGCAUUGGAUCAAAAGGAUUAUUACUGUGUUAUAUUUCUUAGCUUUACGUGGACUGUAACUUACUAUGUUAAACAUUCUGUUUAUCUCCAAAGAAAUCAAGCAAAACUGUUUCAGCCUGAAUAGGAGACUGGCUGUUGGUAUCUACUUCCAGUAGGUAGGCUGCAGACACAAACAUUUCAUAACUUCAAGAUGAAGUCUACGCACAUCUGCACUAUUUUGUUAUUUCACUCAAACACAUAGAUCCUGUUACACGUGUUUCUUUAAGAUCACCUCUGAUUUCCUACAGAUAGAAACUAGUAUUAAUGCUAAAGCAAUGCUGCUUUGCACUACUGGACAGACAGCUUUCCAGUUGAACCAAGUUUUAAAACUCAGAGUUAAUUAUAAGUACUUAGAUAAUUAUGGAGACGUAAUAGAAUUGGUUAAACUUACCAAUUUCAAUGUGAAACUGAGUUGCUCCGCUCCCUUUCCAGUAGAUGGUAUUUUUGUCCCUCUCGCUUUGUGCCUGGAGAAGUCCUCCCCGCCUGCCUGUUGGCUGCUGUUUGUUCUCAGUACCACAUGUGUUCCUGAUUUAUACACGGAUCAGCUUUUCCAUUUUAACCUCUUUGCCCCCUGAAGAAGGAAAUCUCAGGACACGUACUUUUAAUGGUCACACCCUUCUUUUUUUAAUUUGUGUGCCAGAGAUACAGAUGGCAAUGUUUAACAACAGGAAAACAUUACAUUGUUUCUUAUCCAGCUAAAUUAAAUGGCUAAGUACCUAAACAUGCGUUCUCACAGACCACUGCGUCCCCUGCUCACAAACUUCAGAGUAUGUUUUGCCCGACUAAAACCAGAGCUGCCGUUGCGUGAGCAACAGCGCGCUCAUGUAACAUCACGAUUUGUGAUGAAUAAUGAUCUGUGGGACACAAAAGGCUACACUUGUUUUCUCUCUUGGAGUAGAAUAUUUAUAUUUUGCCAAAUGUCAGUGGAUAUUUUCAUAUAUUUUCUAUGCUCUGUGAUAGCUUAAAAUACAUAUAUUUUCAGACUUGCAUCCUCUUACAGUAUUUGAGAUAAAUACUGUAAAUGAUGGAAAAAUUACAUUGCGAAUAUGUCUUAGGUUGUUAAAUAAUUGUGGUUUAGAUUUUUUUUUUUUAAAAUGUAAGUAUUUAAUAUUUUUGAAAGCUAUGUUUGUAAAUGUUUUGAAGUUAUUGUUUCAGGGAAAAUAUCUGUGCUGCACUCCAAUAAAUAAAAAAGCUAAUUAACAUUGAAUUAUUUUUUAUGUGUGAGAGUAAUUGCUUGGCUUCACCUGUAUUGUAUACUGUAGCUGUGACCAUUCAGACUUCAUGGGAGCUUGAACCUGGAAAUUCAAUUUGGAAAUCUUCUCAGCGUUAUUUAAAAAUCGAGGUCCUUCUAAUGAAAAAUAUCACACUUUCAUCUGAUGUAUUCUGUGUGCUAUGUUGGGGACUUGCAGUGGUUUAGGUGGCAUCUAUGACGCUGCUCUGAGGUUAGUAUGGCCGGGAGCUGGGAAGUACUCAGACCUCUUAAAAGGAAGAAUUAAUUUGACCAAGUUGUUUAGAACUGGUUUGUGUGCUGAGUUUCCUAGUUAACACAUAACCUGUAGCACUAAUUUUAAUUUUCAUGAUUGUUUUAUAUUUAAUUGUUAAAAAUUAACCAUUCUGCAAAUCGCACGUUUCCAUUCAAGUUGUCCAUCUUACAUCUGAAAUGUUUCUGCAGCUCAGCUGGUCUAGAAGCAGAACUGCAAAACACUGUUGAAGACCAAACAAACCCACAGUACUUGUUCUUCCCUUGCUAGCUGA